Amaranthus tricolor (Joseph's coat) is the source of this 1562-nucleotide messenger RNA. Its product is annotated as J domain-containing protein spf31-like. The coding region runs from base 133 to 867 and encodes 244 amino acids. The record is from RefSeq and is a predicted model, not a curated record. The transcript is spliced from 9 exons. NCBI's taxonomy places the organism in Eukaryota, Viridiplantae, Streptophyta, Magnoliopsida, Caryophyllales, Amaranthaceae.
GGAUUCCCUUUGUAAUGGGCCAUUUGGUCCAAUUCGGAUUCUUCAAGCUCAUGUCACAAAUUUUAAUGUUAGUUGAAUGAACAUCGAUCAAAAGCAAAUUAUUCAAAGCGAAAGUCAAAAGAGAGAAAUAAUAUGGGAGAAACAGCAGAUGAAGAUGCUCUUCUCAAAGAAUUCUUUGCUGAAGUUGGUGAAGUUGAAAGAGAUAACGAAGUUAUCAGGAUCCUCUCAUGCUUCAAGUUAAACCCGUUUGAGUUUCUUAGCCUAUCAUUUGAUUCGUCGGUUGAAGAUGUGAAAAAACAAUAUCGAAAGUUAUCAUUGAUGGUUCACCCUGAUAAAUGCAAGCAUCCACAAGCAAAGGAAGCUUUUGGCGCAUUAGCAAAAGCUCAACAGCAACUUCUUGAUUCACAAGAAAGAGAGUAUGUUCUUAGUCAAGUAAAAGCAGCAAAAGAGGAACUUCUAUCUGUGAGGAAGAAGCAGUUAAAGAAAGACACUGCUUCAAAAAUUAAAUCUUUAGUUGAUGAGAAAUUUGAUCAAGAAUACGAGCAGUCAGAAGUGUUCCAGCAGCAGCUAAAAUUGAAAGUACGAGAAAUCCUAACUGACCAAGAAUGGAGGAGGAGAAAAAUGGCUAUGAGGAUAUCUGAGGAGGAAGGUAGGCUUAAGAAAGAUGAAGAGGAACAAAAAGAGAUGUGGAAAAGGAAGCGUGAACAUGAAGAACAGUGGGAAGGAACACGAGAAAAUAGGGUUUCUAGUUGGAGAGACUUCAUGAAGACUGGAAAGAAGGGCAAAAAGGGUGAGAUUCGACCACCAAAGCUUAAAACAGAAGAUCCAAACAAAUCUUACGUUCAAAGGCCAGUGAAACGAGGUUAAUGUCUCACCUGUGAAUUUCUGGGCUUUCACACCUUCAAAUCUCUUUACCAUAUUCCUUUUGUAAGUGUAAGGCAGUCUUUUGGGUUCUCGUGGCUGAAACUAAAGGACAAAAGAGAGAGUUAUUAACCCUGUCCCUGUACUUUAUAAGAAUGUAUGCCACAUUGUUAACGCUGCACCGACUCUUCCACCAUAAGGUCGCCAUGAUUUUUAUUUUGGUCUGAUGCUUUAUUUUCUUUAAUUCUUUUGGCACUGAAUUCGUGAAUUAGCCUAGUCAUUAGAGAAAUUCUUGUCCAUCUUUGUGAUCGAAAUUCAAGUUUUAUGUUAUGGUCCAUUGCAAGGUAUGAGACUUGCCCCACCUUAAUAGUGUGCAUUUAGUCUUUUGAGUGAGCUCUUACAUUUGCCUAAAAGGCGUAUAACGGACCAUAAUUUUCAAUGAUUAGAAUUUCAAAUGGAAAGAUUCUGUAAUUAAUGAGCUGAACAAAAGAACUAAAGAGCAAAUACAUCUCAAUACAAAAUUACACAAACAUUACUUCUAUAAUACAAAGAAACUGUCAUUCUCGGCAUGGAUUUGAUAUAACGAUACCUCACCUACAGCAAAUACACCCCCAAACUUUUGUGACAAAUACACCCUAAAGGAAGACGGGUAAAAUAAUAUAAGAGAAACCAAUCAUAAUACCCAAAACUAUCAACCUGAC